Messenger RNA from Trichobilharzia szidati, 611 nucleotides. NCBI's taxonomy places the organism in Eukaryota, Metazoa, Platyhelminthes, Trematoda, Strigeidida, Schistosomatidae. The record is from the annotation of a GenBank genome assembly.
UGUUUAAAUCACUAGUGCACAUUGGGUGGCACAUUUGGUCGAAAAUCGUGGCCUGCGGAAUAUGAGUGAAAAUACGUUGAUUAGGACAAGGAAGUUUAUGUCAAACCGCUUGCUAUGUCGCAAGCAAAUGGUUGUGGAUAUUUUGCACCCAGGUCGUUGCGUUCUUUCAAGGAGUGAGAUCCGGGAAAGGCUAGCGAAGACCUAUAAAACUUCACCGGAUGUUGUGUUCCCGUUUGGUUUUCGCACACAUUUUGGUGGAGGAAAGUCGACAGGGUUCGCUCUUGUUUAUGAUUCCCUGGACCACGCUAAGAAGUUUGAACCCAAGUUCCGUCUUGCUAGGAAUAAUUUGGUAACGAUACCACAAAAAGGAAGAAAGAUAAGAAAGGAAAGGAAGAACAAGGCUAAGAAGAUCAGAGGAACAAAACAAAAGAAAACAAAGAAGGACUCUUAAGCAUGUCGAAGAAAACGUGAAAUAAAUGGUCUGAAUUCGUAUAUAUUUUUUGAGUAGUUUGAAGGAACGGUUUGUUGACUUUGGCAGUAAUCGCACGAAAGUUAGUGUCCGCCAGUACUGAGUAUGACAUUAGUAUCUGGCACAUUGUUUAUUUACAGUG